AUGCUGUUCAGACCUCUCUUGGCCGCUCGCGCAGCCUCGAGGGACUUUGCCUCGGCUCGCGCCCUGGCGCGACACGGUGCGAGCAUGGCUAUUCGUUGGUACACACCCGGAACACUGAAAAUCAAUGCGGAGCGUAUGAUGAAGACGCUUCACGAUACAUGCGAAUGGGGCUCAGCGCACCGAUAUGGCCCUGGCUCAUUCGAAACAGGGAUGGCUCGGCUCACGCUAGACGAGAAUGAUGCUAGUGUUCGACGCUGGUUGGCGGACGAAGCGACGAAGUUGGGUUGCUCAGUGACUGUGGACGAGAUGGGCAACAUGUUCAUGGUGAAGCAAGCCAAGCGAUCCGGGCAUCCGACUGCUAUGGGAAGCCAUCUCGACACGCAGCCGACCGGUGGGAGGUACGAUGGCAUUCUUGGUAUCAUGGCCGGCCUGGAGGCGCUGCGUACAUUGAACGAUCACAAUGUGGAGACAGAGUUUCCGGUGGCUUUGGUCAACUGGACCAACGAGGAAGGUGCGCGCUUUCCGCAGUCGAUCGUAGGAUCAGGCGUAUGGUGUGGUGACGUACCUCUUGAAAGGGCGUGGAUGCUGCAGGAUGUCAAGGAUCGCGCCUUGACGAUGAAGUCCGAGCUGUCCAAAAUUGGAUUCUUGGGGGAAACACGCUGCAGCCACGAGGCAACACCGCUAGCUGCACACUUUGAGCUGCAUAUCGAGCAGGGGCCGAUUCUGGAAGCAAGCGGUAAGAAGGUGGGCAUCGUUCAAGGAGGUCAAGCGUACAAGUGGUUCGACAUCAGCCUUCGCGGUCGAGAGUGUCAUACUGGUUCAACGCCGUUUGAGACGCGGUCAGAUGCGAUGCUGUGUGCGUCAAAGAUCAUCGUCGAGAGUAAUCGCAUUGCCAAGGAGCACAAAGGACUCGCUAGCACUGGCAUCCUACGUCUAUCGCCAGGCAGCGUCAAUACCUGUGCAGGCCAUGUGCUUUUCACGCUCGAUGUGAGGCAUCCUUCGACGGACAGACUGACUGCGCUCUGCAGUGAGAUCGAGGCGGCUGCACAUCGGAUAGCGUCGCAAGAAAGCGAGAAGGGGUGUCAAGUGGAUUGGGUCGAAACAUUCCACAGUCCGGCGAUCACGUUUCAUCCUGAUUGCAUCUCGAGCGUGCGUAAAGCGGUGGAGGUCAAUUGCGGUGCCGAGCAGGGAGUAGACAUCUACAGCGGGGCAGGACACGACACAUGUUCGACAAGCAAGGUUUGCCCUUCGAGCAUGAUCUUUAUUCCUAGCAAGGAUGGCAUCUCGCAUAAUCCAAGAGAGUACUCGUCGCCAGAAGACUGCGCGAUUGGAGCCCAAGUGCUGAUGGACGCUGCGCUGCUGUACGACGCUCAACGGAAAGGAUAA
Molecule: messenger RNA, 1386 nt
Organism: Mycosarcoma maydis (corn smut)
Lineage: Eukaryota; Fungi; Basidiomycota; Ustilaginomycetes; Ustilaginales
Exons: 2
Coding region: 1-1386 (461 amino acids)
Molecular function (GO): hydrolase activity, acting on carbon-nitrogen (but not peptide) bonds, in linear amidines
Source: RefSeq, a predicted model, not a curated record